AUGAUUAAAUUCAAUCAAAUUAAGGAAAAUCAAAUUUUCGCCUUCCAAAAAAAUACCGUUAAAUUGGGCAAAUUUCAGAGAUUUCGUGUCGAGGAUGCAUUAUCUUAUUUGGAUCAAGUAAAACAACAAUUUGCUGAUGCACCGGAUAUUUAUUCUGGCUUCCUGGAUGUUAUGAAAGAUUUCAAAUCGCAUAGCAUCGAUACACCUGGUGUGAUAAAGCGUGUUUCACGUUUAUUCCGUGGUCGACCAAAUCUCAUCAUCGCUUUCAAUUCUUUUUUACCGCCCGGAUUUGGUGUACGUAUUGAAGGAUCAAAAAUCAUAAUUUCGGAGCCCAGUGGUCGUCGACAAGUGAUCGACGAAGGUAAAUUUUUUCUGCUUAAUUUUUGCUUUUUUUAG
Molecule: messenger RNA, 396 nt
Organism: Gongylonema pulchrum
Lineage: Eukaryota; Metazoa; Nematoda; Chromadorea; Rhabditida; Gongylonematidae
Source: the annotation of a GenBank genome assembly